Molecule: messenger RNA, 855 nt
Organism: Hyaloperonospora brassicae
Lineage: Eukaryota; Oomycota; Peronosporomycetes; Peronosporales; Peronosporaceae
Source: the annotation of a GenBank genome assembly
AUGCCGCCGCCCCCAAGUCCCUGUCCGUCGUCGUCCAUGCGCGACGACGACGCGCUCGUGCUCGAGCGCCAGCGCACGGCCGCCCUGGAGCUCGAAGUCAAGAUGCUGCGCGCGUCGCUCGUGGCGCUGGGCGAGUCCACAGAGGCCGAGGAGGAGCGCCUGACGAACCGCCUGAUGCAGCGCCUGCAGGCCGUGAAGCGCGAGAAGGAGACGCUGGCGCUCGAAGUCGAGCGCGAAGAAGAGCUCUUGACGAACAAUCUGCAGAAGAAGCUCAACCAGCUGCGCAAGGAGAAGGUCGACCUCGAGAACAAGCUCGAGCACGAGCAGGAGUACAUUGUGAACCGCCUCUCGAAGCAGCUCGACACGGCGCGCAGCGAGAAGGAGCGGCUGCUCGAGGAGCUGCAGCACGAGAACAACAGCGUGCGCCGCGCGCUCGAGUCGCAGGUGGCGAAGAUUCUGCACGAAAAGGUGCACCUCGAGAACGAGCUCGAGCAGGAGCAGGAGUUCCUCGUGAACCGCCUGCAGAAACAGCUCGCGGGGCUGCAGUGCGAACGCCGCCGCAUGGAGCGGAAGCUCGCCAAGGACAAUGUCGUGCUGCUGGACGAGCUCCAGCGCCAGGUGGACGCGCUCCGAAGCGAGUGUCGAGACAAUGGCAAUGCGUUCGCGGACGGCGUGGCCGCGCUGCUUGCCAAGGUGCGGGCGCAGCAGGCCAAGAAGGCCGCCGAGGACGUCAAGAGCGCGAAGGACGACAUUCGCGUCCACGCGCGGGCAGCGACGGCGGGGUCGCUGGACCCCAAGUCGCAGGUGACGCCCGAUGGGCUCUUGUACCAGCACAUUCGCCGUGGAACCAUGUGA